Messenger RNA from Gloeophyllum trabeum ATCC 11539, 1178 nucleotides. RefSeq names its product cysteine proteinase. The transcript has 2 exons. NCBI's taxonomy places the organism in Eukaryota, Fungi, Basidiomycota, Agaricomycetes, Gloeophyllales, Gloeophyllaceae. The record is from RefSeq and is a predicted model, not a curated record. The coding region runs from base 183 to 1100 and encodes 305 amino acids. Gene Ontology annotation, molecular function: acetyltransferase activity.
CACGUAUUUAGAAAGGAUAUGCACCAGAUUACCGUGCAAGUGGAGAUACCGCGACCAUUGAUUUCUCAAAACGAUCUGCAACGACGUUUGUUACCGCCCUCGAAAUACUGGAGGACCCUACUAGUGCUCAGCAUCCUGCCGAUAAACCAGAGUCAUCACUUCGUAAAGAAAACCCUCCAACCAUGUCCUCCCUCUCGCCCGAGCAACUCGACAAAUACCUCACCCACAUCUCCCUUCCCGAGCAAUACCGUCAAGCCUCUCCGAGCCUCGACCUCCUCAAAGCGCUGCAGACCUCCCACAUCGGGGCGAUCCCCUUCGAGAACCUCGGGCUACACUACACCAAGGACCCAAAGAUCUCCCUGGACGUGCAGGACCUCUUCCGCAAGAUGACGCGCAACGGGCGCGGCGGGUAUUGCAUGGAGAACAACACGCUCUUCAACCACGUCCUCCGUGCGCUCGGGUUCCAGGUUUACCAGACGGGCGCGCGGGUGAUCAACAUGCGCGACCAGAGCGGGCGGGAGCCCUGCUUCUGGGGAUGGGGACACGCGGUGAACAUCGUCACCCUCCCGGACGGCACUCGCUACAUGGCCGACGUCGGCUUCGGCGGCGACGGACCCCGCGAGCCGCUCCCGCUCGUCAGUGGGCACGUCACGCGGAACAUAGGCACGCAGGACGUGCGCCUCGUCUACGACACCAUCCCCGACGUCUCCCAGCGCGACCAGAAGCUCUGGAUCUACCAGUACCGCAACGCCCCCGAGCAGGCGUGGCGCGCUCUCUACUGCUUCCCCGACGCGCUCGAGUUCCUCGACGCGGACUUUGCCGUAAUGAACUACGCGACGAGCCAUAACCCCGAGAGUUUCUUCACGUUUGAGAUUCUGGUGGUCAAGUUCCUGCGAAGGGAGGGGGAGGUGUACGGUAAGGUCAUGCUGGUGAACGAUGUGCUGAAGCGGAAUUUACGAGGGAAGACGGAGGUGGUGAAGACGUGCCAGACGGAAGAAGAGAGAGUGACGGUGCUGCGAGUGUAUUUCGGGAUUCAUCUUUCUGAAGAGGAGAAGAACGGGAUUCGUGGUCGAGUAACAGAGUUACGCCCAGAGAACUAAUUAACAGCAUGCACCCCACGGCGUAUCCGAUUGCUUGUUCGUCGUGGUAUCGGUUUCGCUCGCAACGAAUACAGCCCC